Messenger RNA from Alligator mississippiensis (American alligator), 2089 nucleotides. RefSeq names its product protocadherin beta-1-like. Gene Ontology annotation, biological process: homophilic cell-cell adhesion. Gene Ontology annotation, cellular component: plasma membrane. NCBI's taxonomy places the organism in Eukaryota, Metazoa, Chordata, Crocodylia, Alligatoridae. The record is from RefSeq and is a predicted model, not a curated record. Gene Ontology annotation, molecular function: calcium ion binding.
ACCAGCCGCAGCUGACAUCCCGGCUCUCCGGCAGGAAAACACUGUCACUAGGAAGAAGAAGCAGAAGCAGGAGAGCGGCUGUCUCGUCUCCUCCUUUUGAGAAUGUCACAGAACAUAUCGACACAAUUCAACUUGUGACAUCUAAAGCGACUCGGUAGGAAAUCGGGCUGGUGGGAUGAACCUGAGCUAGAAAUAUUUCUUCCGGAUCGACCCGUGCCGACUCCUGCAGACACAAUGGCGGACACCGGGAGCAGAACAAAGCGGAGCAGGCAAGCCGCGUCUCUCCUUCUGCUCCUGUGCGUGGGGGCGAUCGGCUCGGAGACGGUGCGGUACUCGGUGCCGGAGGAAAUGGAGAGCGGGUCCUUCGUGGCUAAUGUGGCAAAGGAUGUGGGGCUGGAGCCCAGGAGCCUGUCUGCUCGCAGGGCCCGCCUGGUGUCGGACGCCGCGAGCCGGCAUUUCCAGCUGAAUGGCAAGACUGGGGAUUUGCUUAUUAAAGAGACACUGGACCGAGAGGAACUGUGCGGGCAAACGGAGCCCUGCCUUGUUCGCUUUGAGCUAGUGCUGGAGAAUCCCUUGCAGUCGUACCGGGCCGAGGUGCGGGUUACCGACAUAAACGAUCAUUCCCCAGUUUUUACAAGAGAGGAACAUGUCUUCAAAAUUCCCGAAACGACCUCUGCUGGAUCACGGUUUCCCCUGGAGAGCGCUCGGGAUUUGGAUGUAGGAAACAACAGCCUUCACAGCUACAGCCUUAGCUCCAAUGGGCAUUUCCAUGUACAUAUGGAGGAACAGAGCGACGGCACGAGACAUGCGGAGCUAGUGCUGGACCAAGCCCUGGACCGAGAGCAACAGCCAGAGCUUAGUUUGCUACUCACUGCCCUGGACGGCGGCUCCCCACCGAGGUCCGGCACUGCGAAAAUCCGCAUCAUCGUCCUCGAUGCCAACGACAACCCUCCUGUUUUCUCCCGGGCCACUUACAAAGCCCAGGUUCCGGAAAACAGCCCCAGAAAUUCCCUUGUUGCUACUGUUUCUGCCACCGAUUUGGACGAGGGAAGCAACGGAGAAAUCUCCUACUCCUUCAGCCAGAAAUCCAUAGAAAGUAGCAUUGCCUUUCGUAUCAACGCCGGAUCAGGGGAAAUUCGGCUUCUGGAAAAUCUGGAUUUCGAAACGAGGGAGACCUACGAGCUGUACAUCCAGGCCACGGACGGCGGGGGGCUGUCGGCGCACUGCAAAGUCCUGGUGGAGGUGGUGGAUGUGAACGACAACGCGCCAGAGGUGACCCUGACAUCCCUCAUCAGCCCCAUCCCCGAGGACGCGCCCCCCGAGACGGUGGUGGCCCUGCUCAGCGUCAGGGACCGCGACUCCGGGGACAACGGGAGGGCAGCCUGCUCCAUAGAGGACGCGCUGCCCUUCUCCCUGAAGGCGACGUUCCGGGACUCGUACGCGCUGGUCACGGAGCGGGCGCUGGACCGCGAGAGCGUGUCGGAGUACAACAUCACGAUCGUGGCGCGGGACCAGGGCGCCCCCAGCCUGUCCGCCGAGCAGAGGAUCAGGGUGAGAGUGUCCGACAUCAACGACAACGCGCCCGUGUUCAGCCAGGCGGCCUACACCAUGCACGUGCGGGAGAACACGGCGCCCGGCACGGCCAUCGGCACAGUGCGCGCCGCCGACGCGGACGCGGAGCACAACGCCCGAGUGACCUACUCGCUCGUGCCCGCCGGCGCCGGCGCCGGGGCCCUGCCCGUGCUCGCCUACGUGGCGGUGAACUCGGCCGACGGCAGCGUGUACGCGCUGCGCUCCCUGGACUACGAGCAGACGAGGCAGCUGGAGGUGGGCGUGAGAGCGACGGACGCCGGGUCCCCGGCGCUCAGCUCCGAGGCCGUGGUGCGCGUCGUGUGCUGGACGAGAACGACAACGCGCCCUUCGUGCUGCACCCGCUGCAGAACAGCACGGCGGCGUGGAGCGAGCUGGUGCCGCGCUCGGCCGAGCCGGGCUACCUGGUGACCAAGGUGGUGGCGGUGGACGCGGACGCGGGGCAGAACGCCUGGCUGUCCUACCAGCUGCUCCGCGCCACGGAGCCGGGGCUCUUCGC